Bipolaris maydis ATCC 48331 is the source of this 1141-nucleotide messenger RNA. RefSeq lists its product as uncharacterized. Lineage: Eukaryota; Fungi; Ascomycota; Dothideomycetes; Pleosporales; Pleosporaceae. The record is from RefSeq and is a predicted model, not a curated record.
AGGUUCAUAUACAAUCAACUAUCUCUAAAGACUGGGCAUUCCCAAGCCUUCGAGAUGCCCAGUAUCACCACCGCCUCCUUCUACUUACUCUUAGUCCUUGCCAUAUCAAUUCAAUAUUUUCUUCCAUCUCCUAAAACAAACAUGACAUCCCUCAGCACCCCAUGGGCCGAUACUCCAUGUGAACUAAUCACGACACCACAACAUGCGACGGGAAAGACUGACAUUUUCACCGUCGGCGCCACACACAUGGCGCACAUCCACAACGCCAUCCUCCGCGGCUACAACUCCAUCUACCUCCAAGCACCCCACGUCAAAGACGCAGACAAAGCAGCAUUCGUAGGAUACGCACUAACCUGGUUCCGCUUCGUAAAAUCCCACCACGACGACGAGGAAGCCGAGUUAUUCCCCGCUGUAGAACAAGUUCUAAACGACAAGAACAUAUGGGGUGAAACGCAUAAAGAGCACGAAUCCUUCCUACAAGGCCUAUCCGAAUACUCAACGUACCUCUCCACCCUUCCCUCUCCCACAGCUCUAAACGGCACCCACCUCCAAUCCCUCAUGUCCUCCUUCCAACCCGCCUUCUCGCACCAUUUCCACAGCGAAAUCAGCACCAUUGCCGCUCUCGCCACGCACCCUUUUGCCCCCGCGCCUAACACCCCCGAGGCAGACGCCGCAGCAACAGUCUUUAAAUCAUGGGGCAAGAAAACAGUCAUGAAGGCGGGGACCCUGGAUGUUGUUCCUUUUUUCCUGAUGAACCUGGAUGCCGCGUUUGAAGAGGGGAAGUGGGCGGAUUGGCCGCCCAUGCCCCGGCUGGUGCGCUGGGGGCUCGUGAAUGCCGCGGGCAGUGUGUAUGGGGCGUGGUGGAAGUUUGCGAGUUGUGAUGCCAGUGGGAGGCCGAGGGAUUUGUGGGCGUUGCAGCAGGAGCAAGGAGGGGUGAAGGAGUAGAUUUGGGGGUUUGUGAUUAUGUGUUCUGGGGGGUUUUUUUUUUUCAUUUUGGCAUCGUAUUCAUUACGUACUUGCAGUUUGGAGUUGAUUUCUGUUUUUUUAGAGGUAAUCGCUGUUAGUUAUGUAUAGGCAAUGACUAAUGUAGUCUGGGUUUGUGAGAGCGGAUGGACCUUCCAUUUGCUUUCGAUCAGAUAUG